Messenger RNA from Colletotrichum godetiae, 955 nucleotides. RefSeq lists its product as uncharacterized. The record is from RefSeq and is a predicted model, not a curated record. Lineage: Eukaryota; Fungi; Ascomycota; Sordariomycetes; Glomerellales; Glomerellaceae. The transcript has 2 exons. The coding region runs from base 166 to 834 and encodes 222 amino acids.
GAGAUGUAACAUUAUCGCUGCAACGUAUGCGUUGAAGAUGUCUGUAAUACGUGGUAUAAUGCCAUAUUCCAGUCGUGAGUGUGGUGGUAUCGUUCUUCAUUCCCUUCACUCAACCUUGAGUAUUAUCACUUUUUCGAUUACACACCUCAGAACGCAUCAACAGCAAUGGUCGAAGAUCACAAUCGUGCGGCAGCCAUGGAGUUUCAUCCAUUUCCUAAGCUUCCAAUUGGACUCCGAGCAAUGAUAUGGCGGUUUAGUUUCCCACCCACUCGAACUGUCUCUAUUCGAUGCGAUACAGCCCAUUCAACCUGGGGAACCUCCCCGGCAAAGGUCCCGGCCAGCUUACACACUUGCCGCGAAUCGAGACAAGAGGCCAUACGAUACUACGGCAACUUAAAGUUCGGUAUAGCUGGAGUACCGAAGAUCUACUUCAAUCCUGAAGUCGACGUUUUACACUUUGGUCCGCUCAAUGGAUUCAUGGCGGCAUCUGCACAGUAUUUUUCUGCCAUGUCGUUGUGCGACCCAUCAGACUUGAAGGAUGUCCGCUACUUGGCGAUCGACGACUCUGUGCUUGGACACGGGCUCAACAGGGGGGGAGCCGGCUCCGAACUCGCUACUCGGACCAUUCGUCAACUUCCGCUGCGCAUGCCGGGGCUGAAAGGGAUCGUGUUCGUGCGCAGCAAAGCUGCGUCUGUAUUUCGAGAGACGGACAACUAUUGCAGAGACCUUCAGACAUUGAUUGGAGUUGCAAUACGGGAAGUUGCUAGCAAAUUUCCGGAAUGGAAGGUUCCUUCGUGGUGUACGGCAACAACUUGUACGGACGAAAGCUUGUAAUGUGGAAGGUUGGGCAGGAUCCGUCUCGAUACUUCAAACGGGAAUUUACUAGAACCUUCGGGGCUAGGAAUAUCUGCCGAUCAGAGGACACACUAAACCUAUCCUGAAGUUCGAAAUGAUC